AUGCACGAUUCUACAACUACUUCAGUCUCUUCUUUUACAACAUUAAAUAAUGAUAAUAAAGAUCAAUUCUCGAAUAAAUCCCCGUCUCAGAUUGACGAAAACUCAUUAACAAUUCGUUCACUCGUAUCUACAAAAGAAGCAGGUGUCAUUAUUGGCAAAGGUGGUAAAAAUGUAGCUGAAUUACGAAAUAUAACAGGAGUCAAAGCAGGUGUUUCAAAGGUGGUUCAAGGUGUUUACGAUCGUGUUUUAACUGUAACAGGUACAUUAGAAGGUGUAGCAAAGGCAUAUACUCUAAUUUCUAAAACAUUAUCGGAUAAUGAUCCUACUUCACCCAUCAUCAUUCGUUUAUUAAUUUCUCAUAAUCUCAUGGGAACUGUCAUUGGUCGCCAAGGAGCCAAGAUUAAACACAUUCAAGAUAUAUCAGGUGUACGCAUGGUAGCUUCAAAGGCACUAUUACCACAAAGUACCGAACGUGUGGUUGAAGUGAAAGGAACAGCAGACGCUAUUCAUAAAGCCAUUCUCGAGAUUGGACGUUGUCUGAUUGAAGAUAAAGAGAGAGCUUAUGGUACAAUUCUAUAUAACCCUACAAAAGUGAUUAUAAAUGAAAAUAGACCUAUUAUACGCACCGGAAAUGGCUCUGACUUUAGUAAUAGUGAUAUUCGCAUUCAAAAUAUUUCAAUUCCAAGCGACAUGGUGGGUUGUAUUAUUGGAAAAGGUGGUUCAAAGAUAUCUGAAAUUCGUCAAUUAUCAGGUUCUCGUAUAUCAAUUGCAAAGGUACCUCAUGAUGAUUCAGGAGAAAGAAUGUUUACUAUUCAAGGCACACCUGAAGCAAAUGAAAGAGCUCUUUAUUUACUUUAUGGUCAACUUGAAAAUGAAAAAGAACGUCGUCUUAGAAGUGUCAUGAAUGAUAAUACACCAUAA
This is a messenger RNA of Cokeromyces recurvatus, 921 nucleotides long. RefSeq lists its product as uncharacterized. Gene Ontology annotation, cellular component: cytoplasm; nucleus. The coding region runs from base 1 to 921 and encodes 306 amino acids. The transcript is spliced from 2 exons. Lineage: Eukaryota; Fungi; Mucoromycota; Mucoromycetes; Mucorales; Mucoraceae. The record is from RefSeq and is a predicted model, not a curated record. Gene Ontology annotation, molecular function: mRNA 3'-UTR AU-rich region binding. Gene Ontology annotation, biological process: 3'-UTR-mediated mRNA stabilization.